This is a messenger RNA of Phlebotomus argentipes, 2373 nucleotides long. RefSeq names its product probable peroxisomal acyl-coenzyme A oxidase 1 (gene ACOX1). NCBI's taxonomy places the organism in Eukaryota, Metazoa, Arthropoda, Insecta, Diptera, Psychodidae. Gene Ontology annotation, biological process: lipid homeostasis; fatty acid beta-oxidation using acyl-CoA oxidase. The transcript is spliced from 7 exons. Gene Ontology annotation, cellular component: peroxisome. Gene Ontology annotation, molecular function: fatty acid binding; acyl-CoA oxidase activity; FAD binding. The record is from RefSeq and is a predicted model, not a curated record. The coding region runs from base 226 to 2265 and encodes 679 amino acids.
GCGUCCCCCAAAAAAGUGUUUGUUUCGCUGAUUAUUGCGAGUUAUCAGCUAUAUUCCGUCACAGAAGCGUUUGAUCUAUUAGUCGUGAAAUACUACGUGAUAAAUAUAUGCUGCGACAAUCGCGAAGAUACAAUCUUAUGUUGAUUGUGUGAGUGUGCUUUUCGGUGGUUUGGCGAUUUCUGAACGAGGCUGGUGGUGAGACAGUCGAUAGCAAACGCCCAGACAAUGACGACGUCCCAGUCAUUCAGUAUCCCGAACAAAGUGAAUCCGGAUCUCGAGAAUGAGAGGAAAAAGUGCUCGUUCCUCGUGGAGGAUUUCGCAGAGUUCUGGCACGAAGGAAAGGAGAAGCUCUCGGAAAAGCGCUGGCGAGAGGACUUCUUUCUCAAUGAUCCGGAGAUGAAGUCCGCCGUGCCGAUGGAGUAUCUGUCGCACAAGGAGAAGUACGAGGAGGGCGUGAGGAAGUCCACCAUUGGCUUCCGGAAGAUUAGAGAGCUGCGAUCUCUGGGAAAGGACGGCAUCGACAACUACAUGGCGCUCUUGAGUGGAAUGCUGGGAUCAGGCAUUACGCCCGAUGGGAAUCCCUUUGCUCUGCACUACGUCAUGUUCCUGCCCACUCUCAUGGGACAGGGCACGCCUGACCAGCAGGCUGAGUGGAUGGGAAGAGCCUGGUCAUGCCACAUAAUCGGGACUUAUGCGCAAACCGAACUGGGCCACGGAACUUUCAUCCGUGGUCUGGAAACGACAUCAACCUAUGAUCCCCAAACCGAGGAAUUUGUCCUCAACAGUCCGACUCUGACGUCCUACAAAUGGUGGCCAGGUGGAUUGGCUCACACGGCAAACUAUGCCGUGGUUGUGGCUCAGCUCUAUACUAAAGGCCAGAACCAUGGGAUUUUCCCUUUCAUUGUGCAACUGCGCGACGAGGAGACUCACAUGCCGUUGCCUGGGAUAAAGAUUGGCGAAAUUGGCGCCAAAUUGGGAAUGAAUUCCGUGAACAACGGCUUUCUAGGUUUUGACAAUGUGCGGAUUCCGCGCAAGAACAUGCUAAUGAAGAAUGCGCAGGUGGAGAAGGAUGGCACCUUCGUGAAAGCGCCCUCGUCUGUCCUCACGUACGGCACGAUGAUGUUCGUGAGGGUCGUGAUAGUGCGAGAUAUGGCCAAUUAUCUCUCCAAAGCUGUCACAAUCGCCGUGAGAUACUCAGCCGUGAGGCGCCAGAGUCCGAUCAAUCCCGGAGAGCGUGAACCGCAGAUUAUGGACCACGUUACGCAGCAACUGAAGCUGUUCCCCCAAAUCGCCAAGAGUAUUGUUUUCAGGAUGACUGCUGACUAUUUGUGGAAUAUGUACAACCAGGUGACUUCGGAGCUGGACAAGGGAGAUCUAGAUCGGUUGCCGGAACUCCACGGGAUGGCGUGCUGUCUCAAAGCGAUCGUCACAUCUGACGCGGCACAGGCUGUGGAAAUCUGCCGGCUGGCUUGCGGAGGACAUGGUUAUAUGUCCUGCUCCAGUUUUCCCACAACUUACGGACUCACGACGGCCGCGUGUACGUACGAAGGUGAAAACACCGUUCUUCUGCUGCAAACGGCGCGAUACCUCGUAAAGUCAUGGGCAUCGGCGAAGAUUGGAGAGACUCUGGCGCCCACUGUGGCGUAUCUGGGCAGGAACUACAAGGAUGCGGUGAAGGGAAGUCGACCCAAAUGGGACAAAAGUAUUCCAGGGAUUAUCAGUGCCUUCCAGACCUGCGCGGCUGGAAAGGUGAAUAUUGCAUUUGAUAACGUUGAGAGGAGGAAGAAGGAAGGCGCAUCGCAUGAAAAUGCCACCAAUAUGACAUCAAUCGAAUUGGCAGCGGCAGCUGAUGCGCAUGGCAGGGCAUUCCUUAUCCAAGCGGCCUAUGCAUCUCUGCAAGACUUCCUGAAACAAGUCCCUCCAGCUCUGGGUGAAGUGCUGCAAGAUUUGGUCACUCUCUACGCUGUGCACGCGUCACUGAGACACCUUGGGGAUCUCUUGAGAUUUGUAAACAUCUCUGAGGCGGAUAUUCGGGAACUACAGGCCACUCUGGAAGCUCUCCUAUCACGGGUGCGCCCCAAUGCAGUGGGCAUUGUGGAUGGAUUCGAUAUUCCCGAUGGCAUUCUCCAGUCGGCACUGGGAGCGUACGAUGGGAAUGUGUAUGAGAGGAUGUUUGCUGAGGCGAUGAAGAGUCCUUUGAACCAGGAGCCAGUGAACAAGUCCUUCCAACAGCACUUGAAGCCUUUCCUGAAGUCCCACCUCUAGGACACAAGCGGCAUUUUAGUGAUUUUGGUGCUAUGAUUUUAUGUUGUAUUAGGUGAAGUAUUCUUUUUGUACUCCGUGGCAUUCGUUAAUAGAGAAAUUUUGAAUUAG